Molecule: messenger RNA, 4772 nt
Organism: Apodemus sylvaticus (European woodmouse)
Lineage: Eukaryota; Metazoa; Chordata; Mammalia; Rodentia; Muridae
Gene: Ddx11
Product: DEAD/H-box helicase 11
Exons: 27
Coding region: 275-2995 (906 amino acids)
Biological process (GO): nucleobase-containing compound metabolic process; establishment of sister chromatid cohesion
Cellular component (GO): nucleus
Molecular function (GO): DNA helicase activity; ATP binding; hydrolase activity, acting on acid anhydrides, in phosphorus-containing anhydrides
Source: RefSeq, a predicted model, not a curated record
GCGCAUGCUCCUUCAGUGAAGCUGUGGUUCAAAUUCAGCCGCGGAGGCCAGACUUCCUUGCCCGCCUCAGCAAGGCCGCCCUGCGGUUGAGAAGGAUUUCGGUGCUGCGUGAGGAAGCGCUGAGGCCGAAGGCAGAGAAGGGAGAAGGGCAGACUCGGGCGGACGCGCAAACCGAGGAGGCUGCCAGUGGGCGGUGUUAGCCCAGCGCGCUCAGCUGGACGCGGGGGCGCGGAGGCGGCGUGGGAUUGUCGGGAGCGCGGGGCAGCCCAGGGCAAUGGCUGACGAGAGCCCGGAGAUUGGUGGCAUCCAUUUCCCUUUUCCCUUCCCGCCCUAUCCUAUCCAGAAGGACUUCAUGGCAGAGCUCUACAAGGUUUUGGAGGGUGGCAAGAUUGGGAUAUUUGAGAGUCCAACUGGCACGGGAAAAUCCUUAAGUCUGAUUUGUGGGGCCCUCUCCUGGCUCCGUGACUUUGAGCAGAAGAAGCUGCAAGCAGAGGCUCGUCUCCUUGCACCUGGAUCUGGCCACACAAAUAGUGAGAAGGACUCACUCCUGCCUCCCUCGUCUUGCCAAGAACCUUCUGACACCCUGAGGCCCACUGGAGAACCUGACUGGGUCACCGAAUUUGUACAGAAGAAAGAAGAAAGGGACCUGGUGGAGAGGCUGAGGGAGGAGCAGGGGAGGAGGAGGAAGCGAGAGGAGCGGCUGCAGGAGGUCUGCCAGGACAGAAGGCUCAGGUUCGCAGCCAAGCGCAUGAAACAGGAGGAAGAGGAGAUUGAGACCCUCCUGCACCUUAGCAGGGAGAUGCUAGCUGCAGGACCAGGAUCAGAGCAGCUGGAGCAGCUGGAGUGUGGGGAGGAGCAUCUGGUUCUGGCAGAAUAUGAGAGUGAUGAGGAGAGAAAAGGCAGCAGGGUGGACGAGGCUGAGGAUGACUUGGAGGAAGAACAUAUAACCAAGAUUUAUUACUGCAGUCGGACACACUCACAGCUAGCCCAAUUUGUGCGUGAAGUACUGAAGAGCCCUUUUGGCAAGGAAACCCGGCUAGUCUCCCUUGGCUCUAGGCAGACCCUUUGUGUGAAUGAAGAUGUGAAAAACCUGGGUUCUGUGCAACUUAUGAAUGACCGCUGUGUGGAUAUGCAAAGAAGCAAACGCGAAAAGAGCAGAACUGGGGAAGACAAGCCAAAGAGAAAGAGACAGAAGAGCCAGACCUCUUGCCCCUUCUACAGUCAUGAGCAGAUGGAGCUUCUCCGGGACGAGAUUCUGCUGGAGGUGAAAGACAUGGAACAACUUGUGGCCCUUGGGAAGGAGGCCCGGGCCUGCCCUUAUUAUGGAAGCCGCUUUGCCAUCCCUGCAGCCCAGCUAGUGGUGCUACCCUACCCAAUGCUGCUGCACGCAGCUACCCGACAGGCUGCCGGAAUCAGGCUGCAAGGUCAGGUGGUCAUUAUUGACGAGGCUCACAACCUGAUCGACACCAUCACCAACAUCCACAGCACAGAGGUCAACGGUUCCCAGCUCUGCCAGGCCCAUUCCCAGUUGCUCCAGUACAUGGAAAGAUAUGGGAAGCGUCUGAAGGCCAAGAACCUGAUGUAUAUCAAGCAGAUCCUGUACCUGCUGGAGAAGUUUGUGGCUGUUUUGGGAGGUAACACGAAGCAAAAUCCUAGUACACAGAUCCUGCCUCAAACAGGGUCUGAGCUGAAGAGCAUCAACGACUUUCUCUUUCAGAGUCAGGUGGACAACAUCAACCUCUUCAAGGUGCAGCGGUAUUUGGAGAAGAGCGCGCUCAGCAGGAAGCUCUUUGGCUUCACAGAAUGUUUUGGAGUUGUUCUUCCAUCCGUCUCAGACUCUCAGGAAAACCGAGGUCUGGGUGGCUUCCAGCAGUUCCUGAAGAGCCUGCAGUCAGGGCCUACUGAGGACUCCCUGGAGGAGGGCCAGGCUGGAGCCCUGCGGCCUGCCUCUCCGCUGAUGCACAUUGAGGCCUUCCUGGCAGCUCUCACGACGGCCAACCAGGACGGCAGGGUUAUCGUGAACCGCCAAGGCAGUGUGGGCCAGAGCAGCCUUAAAUUCUUACUCUUGAACCCAGCUGUGCACUUUGCCCAGGUGGUGAAGGAAUGCCGAGCAGUAGUCAUCGCAGGUGGCACCAUGCAGCCGGUAUCAGACUUUCGGGACCAGCUGCUGGCGUGUUGUGGAGUAGAAGCUGCGCGAGUGGUGGAGUUUUCCUGUGGUCACGUGAUCCCUCCAGACAACAUCUUGCCCCUUAUUAUAUGCAAUGGUCCCUCUAACCAGCAGCUGGAAUUCACCUACCAGAGAAGAGAGCUGCCUCAGAUGAUGGAGGAGACAGGCCGCAUUCUCUGUAACUUGUGCAACGUGGUCCCUGGAGGGGUGGUAUGCUUCCUCCCCUCCUAUGAGUACCUGCGCCAGGUACAUGCUCACUGGGACAAGACUGGCCUGCUGGCACGCUUGUCUGUCAGGAAAAAGAUAUUUCAAGAGCCCAAGAGAGCAAGCCAAGUGGAACAGGUGCUGAUGGCAUAUUCCAAGUGCAUUACGAGUUACAGUCACUCAGAAGGCCAUCUGACAGGGGCCUUGCUCCUCUCUGUGGUUGGAGGGAAGAUGAGUGAGGGAAUCAACUUCUCUGACGACCUGGGCCGGUGUGUGGUGAUGGUGGGGAUGCCGUACCCCAACAUUAAGUCUCCGGAGCUGCAAGAGAAGAUGGCCUACUUGAAUCAGACCCUUCCCAGGAUACAAGGUCAGCCCCCGCCAGGGACGGUAUUGAUAGAGAAUCUAUGUAUGAAGGCUAUAAACCAAUCCAUAGGCAGGGCCAUCAGGCACCAGAGGGACUUUGCCAGCAUUGUGCUCCUGGAUCACCGGUAUGCCCGCCCUUCUAUCCUGGCGAAGCUGCCAGCCUGGAUCCGAGACCGAGUGGAGGUCAAAGCCACCUUUGGACCUGCUUUUGCUGCUAUGCGGAAGUUUCAUCGAGAGAAGUCACACCCAUGUCUGGUAUAAGCUUCUCUUUAUUCUCUCUGCUUGACCUGGCCUUUCCUUUUGGCCUAAGAAGGUUAAAACCAUAUGCAGACUGCUAAGACUACACCAGCCUUCCAGAAGCAGUGGACUCCAGAACUUGCAUAGAAAAGCCACAAGGACAAAUCCAGAACUUCCUGAAGGACCCUGGCCUGAGAUACCUCGUUCCCCGGCUCAGGUUCAGCUUUCCGCCUGGCUUCUCGUGCUUGCAGCAGCUUCCUGCCUUUUCUGAGGUGAGGCCCACCUGUCCUUUCUAGAGACAGUAAGCUUUUCUUGGCCUUGGACUCCCAUCUCAGGCACAGAUGUCCCUGUUUCAAGUUUUAUUGCCUGGCCCACUCCAGUAUGACACACAUAUCUGUGCAGAAGAGAGUUUGAGGAAAAAAAUAGGCACAUAAUAUGGAAAGAGCUGACAUAAACAUGAUUUUCCUGAAGAACCUUCACAAAGACUUGGAUGCUGGCUGUAGGCCUUUCUGUGCCCCACGAUUGAUUUUUCUCCUUGUGCUUUCCCUCAAAAAGGAAGAGGCAUUGAUCCUGCCCAUGGCUGUUCAGGCCUCUGCUCAGAACAGCAUCUUCCUGCAGACAUGGCAUGGGGCAAAAGUGUCUCUGUGGUUUUCAUUUUCUUCUCUUGUACCAUGAAUGGGAGCCCCAGUUAGGCGUCCAGGCCCCCAGUGUUCUUUUGUGGCUGUCCCUUUGAGAGCUUCAGCCAACUCUCAGGAGCAGUGCCCUUGCCAUUUGGACAAUAACCUGGUUGACAACUGCUUGCAAACUGAGAGGAGCCAAGAAAAGGCAGAGGGGAGAAUGAAGGCUUGUCUUUCAGGAUUCUUUCACAGCCUGCAGCUCAAAAGAGUCCCAUCCUUGAUUCCUCUCCAGGUAGAAAUGAUAAGGCCCUCACACCUGGGGAAGAGUGUUUAGAGACAAGCCUCCUGUAGGGAGGCAGGGACAGAUUUUGUCAUUAGAGUAGGGCUUUAGCAUACACUAAAGUACAACUAGAAGUCUUCGUCAUAUGAGGACCCAGAGAAUGUCAGCCGCUGUAAACCUUGGAUUGUCACUGGGAAUCCACUUAUCUGUUACCUGUUAUAGCAAUGUUUGCAGACUUACAUCAUAGGAAUAUAAUCCAUGUGUUAUGCCUGAUUAAAAGAACAGUUGAACCUAUAUAAACUUUAUGGUCGAGUAUGAGAAUCCUCCUAAAUGCAGUUGACAAUAUCAUGGUGAUAGAUAGUUGUCUGGAGACAGCGUGCAGUGUCAGCUAUAAAAGAGCACUGGGGGGAUGGGAAUGGGAGGAAUAAUUAAGGGGACCAAAGGGGCCAGUGGGCUGCAGAAGGAAGGGUCCAGAGACCUCAUUUGCUGUGUGACCCCCAUGAAGCCUCUGUUUGGAACCUGCACACCUUCAUAUGUACAUUGCUCCUCAAAACUGCCUGCCUGGCCUCCCUUGGAGGCUGCAGGACACAUGUCCAUGAGCUCUUGUGGAGAACUCUUCUUUUAACAUGACAGCCAGGGUAUAUGUCAGAGUAUCUUGUGUUCAUACUAAAACAUAGAGGCCAAAGUGCGCAUCCACUCCAUGUCAUCCCUGCCCCUCCCACCGAUCACCCAACUGCUGGGGGGGGGGGGGUGUCAGCAUUUCAGGGCAGGGCCCCUCCCCUUAUCUGCAGUCUGUAACCCAGCCCUUCUUCCUGAAGUUCCUCUAUGUAACCCUCUAUGGGGAUCAACCUAAACUCAUGUUAAAAGAAUUCCCAGGAACUGAUCUCACUACUUUUGUGCCCAC